Molecule: messenger RNA, 462 nt
Organism: Necator americanus (New World hookworm)
Lineage: Eukaryota; Metazoa; Nematoda; Chromadorea; Rhabditida; Ancylostomatidae
Exons: 1
Coding region: 1-462 (153 amino acids)
Source: RefSeq, a predicted model, not a curated record
AUGGAAACCGCUGAGGACAACAGUAAGGACGCCUUCUACGACGAACUCAAUGCGUUGAUGUCUAAAAUACCCAGUCAGCCAGCAAGUGGUCAUUGUCGCAAUCAACGCAAAUGCUCGAAUACUCGAAACGGAAUCGGACUCGAACAACAAUCCGAUGAGCUAGGGAAAUGGUAUUAUCCAGCGGCGUGCACGUCGGACAACAGUGAUCGUCAGGUCGACUUAAGUGAACAGGCGACCCUUAUCAUCGUUUCCACGUUUAAAAGGAAUCAUCGACGCCAUCAGCCCACGUGCUUGGGUUUGACCCUUUUAACGCCUAAAGAGCAGCUCAAGCGAAAGAUGAGGACUCUUAAGCUUCAGCUCGACUACGUUCUGGCGAGGAACAUUCCUCAGUCAGAUAUCCGAAAAUCCAGAGCUGUUUUGGACGUUGUUUUUGAGUUCAGCCACCGUUCUUCUCAGCCUUAA